AUGCUAUCGACAAACCUCCGUCGAGCUACCGUUGCGCUUUUAGCUUCAACCCGCUUAGUUCUUUGCUCUACCAGCAGCGAACAUGAACAAUUCAAGGACGUAACAUGGGAUGACCAGAAUUGGGUUAUAGCGACACAUGCCCUGGAUCAAGGCCACUACCAAUCCCGCCUAACGCUUGCGAACGGCUACUUUGGCAUCAAUGUAGCAUCUGCAGGACCUUUUUUCGAAGUGGAUGAGCCAGUGGACGGCGACGUUAUAAGUGGGUGGCCGCUGUUCAGCAGACGACAAGCUUUCUCGACCAUCGCAGGCUUCUGGAAUAGUCAGCCACGAACAAACGGAACGAACUACCCUUGGCUGUAUCAGUAUGGGUGGGAGAGCUUUACUGCUGGCAUCCCACAUGCUAGUGGUAUCGUUGUAGAGGCUAACGGCGAAUUUCUGAAUGCAUCAGUCAACCCCGGUCACAUUUCGGAUUUCGUAUCGAGUCUAGAUGUAAAAGCUGGAAUUGCAAGCUGGCGAUACAAUUGGCGGCCUGGGGGUUCCGGAGAUGGGACAGUUGAUGUGGACUAUCAGAUGUUCGUGCACAAGCUUUAUGUCAAUAAAGCAGCAGUCAGGCUGAGGCUUACUGCGACACGCGACCUCAAUGUGACGGUGUACGACGUGCUUGACGGUGACUGCGCGGUUCGCUCGGACUUUGUUGAGAAGAAGUUCGAAGAAGAUACGCCUACAAUAUGGUCCGCUGUCAGCCCGGGAAACAUCACCGACGUAAAGGCUUAUGUAUACUCGACUCUAAGUGGUAGCGACUGGGUCAACCUUACAGCUCGCACUGAAGUAGCUGGGGGCAUCUUUAGUGGCGGUAAUGGCUCAACCAUUGCGCAGUCUCUCCCGGUCGAGCUGGUCGCCUUUCGUCCCACCGAAGUCACCAAGUUCAUCGGAGUCGCAUCCACAGACGCUUUCCCAGACCCACAGAGUGUAGCACGCGAUGCUUCGCUAUCUGGUGCCGAAGAGGGUUACUACAAGCUGUUGCAUUCUCACAUUGAAGAGUGGGAGUCCAUACUAACACCAGACUCGGUCGAUGAUUACCACCUACCGAACGGAUCUCUCCCAGAGGAUCCAGACGUACGAACACUGCAUAUCAUGGCACGAACCAACCCAUUCUACCUGUUAUCGAAUAUGGUCGGACCUAAUGCUGUGGCUGCAGCCAACAACAAUACAAAGCUGGACAUCUACAGUAUUCCCGUUUGUGGGUUGGGCUCAGACUGCUAUGGUGGUAUGAUAUUCUGGGAUGCAGAUGUAUGGAUGGCCCCGGGAGUCCAAGUGUCGCAUCCGCAACACGCUCAAAAUGUCAUUAAGUACCGCGUAGAGCACUUCGAUCAAGCGCAACGCAACGUCGACACUGCGUACCAAUCGAGCAAGAACCAGACAGGUAGAUUUACACCUGGAGGGGCUGUAUAUCCUUGGACGAGCGGGCGAUUUGGCAACUGCACAGGGACUGGCGCGUGCUUCGACUAUGAGUACCAUCUGAACGGCGACAUUAGCCUUGCACUCAACAAUCACUUAAUCAUCACCGGAGAUGGAGAAUACUUCAACGACACCCUCCUUCCCAUUUCGAAUGCCAUUGCGCAUUUCUUUGGCCAAUUGCUGGACUUUAACGAAACAUCUGGCGCAUACGAGCUCUGGAAUGCUACGGACCCGGACGAAUACGCCAACCAGGUCAACAACAUUGCUUUUACCACUGCACUCAUGCAACGUCAUUUCCUCGAGACGAACGAGUUCAACAGCUGGUUUGGACGCAGCCCUAAUGCUAGCUGGGCAGACAAGGCAUCCAAUAUGCAAAUUCCAAUCAACGAGAAUGCUGGCAUCAUUGUUGAGUACACUGGAAUGAAUGGGUCAGUAGCGGUUAAGCAAGCUGACGUUGUUCUGGUCGACGACCUACUACAUUACCCCAAUCCAUACAGCUUAGCCAACCUGGACUACUACGCGGCGAAGCAGUCUCUCGAUGGCCCUGCCAUGACAUACUCUUCUUUUGCCGUCGUCGCAAACGAAGUCUCGCCAUCCGGCUGCUCGAGCUUUACCUACGACGUUUACUCGUCCUCGCCAUACGUCCGCGCACCAUGGUACCAAUACUCUGAACAACUUAUCGACAACGUCGACGAAAACGGAGGAACGCACCCAGCCUUUCCAUUUUUGACCGGUAUGGGAGGAACUAAUCGCGUUGGUAUCUUCGGAUAUCUCGGUCUCGGUUUGUACUACGACAGGCUGGAUGUCGACCCCACGCUGCCGCCGCAGAUCCCAUAUCUGAACUACCGUACCUUCUACUGGAUGGGACAUGGUAUCAACGCUACUUCCAACUCGACGCACACGACUUUGACACGUCUGCCACGGGACAAUUAUACCCUGCCCUCGGCGAACGCGACAUACUUUGACAAGCCCAUCCCCGUUACGAUCGGUACCCGCAGUAACCGCGACAACACAACGUACGAACUCGGCGAUGAGCCACUCAUAGUCCGCAACCGACCAAUGGGUGAAAUACUCACAGUCGGCGGUAACAUCCUCCAAUGCAAAGCUCUGCUCCCAUCAUCCCAGGGCAACAAACCUGGCCAGUUCCCUAUCGCGGCUAUCGACGGCGCUGCAAGCACGAAAUGGCAACCCGAACUUGCAAACAUCACCAGCUACUUGACCGUAGAUCUCGGCGAUUCAUCUUUUUACCCCAUCAACAAGGUCGUAAUGGAUUGGGGCAACCAGCCACCCUCACACUUCGAAGUUUACUUCUCCAACACCACAUUCCCUCCAUUCGAAAGCCAACCCAACUCAGAGCUCGAUGAAGAUGUGAGGAAGGUAACAGCAGGAGAGGUCAAAAUAAGUGCGCCUUGGGAUCCAGUCACUGCGUACGAGAUCAAGACGUAUAUUGGGAAUCAGACGAACGUUACUCUUGAGCAAAGCGUUUGGAGCGGACGGUAUGCACAUUUGGGUAUUAGUGGGAAUUUAUUUGCUGAGAAUGCUACCGAUGGGGGGACGGUCGCGGAGUGGAGUUUGGUUAGGGAGGGUUACUGA
Molecule: messenger RNA, 3051 nt
Organism: Alternaria conjuncta
Lineage: Eukaryota; Fungi; Ascomycota; Dothideomycetes; Pleosporales; Pleosporaceae
Exons: 2
Coding region: 1-3051 (1016 amino acids)
Biological process (GO): trehalose catabolic process
Cellular component (GO): fungal-type cell wall
Molecular function (GO): alpha,alpha-trehalase activity; carbohydrate binding
Source: RefSeq, a predicted model, not a curated record